GCUUCCACAUCAAAAACCACUGAAUCCUUUACUACAAAGGAUUAUCACCAACAAACAACCACAUCCUUUGCUGGGGGGUCCACAUUCUACCCCCCCUCAGAGCUGUCCACACCAACAUUUUCAACAACUCACACCUCCUACAGCACAGAUAAUGCAAGUCCUGCCUCCGAAUCCAGCAUCAGUGAGCUCUCUACCCUCACUGUGGUCACUGAACGAACAGACCCAACUCUCACAGGUGACACAACCGUCCACACCUCUGUGUCAGAUUCAUCUGAGACCACAGUAUCACCUGAGGUUUCUCAUGUCACAGGCGCUGGGAGUGCUGUAGCUCCAUGGAGUCCUGGAGAGGCAUCCAUCAGCCCAGCUGUCUCAGGACCAACCGCCACUGGCGUCACCCAGAUAUCCACAGACCACAGCACCAUCUCUGAUUCCUCUAAACCCACGGACUCAUCUGUAACCACCUUUACCAGAGAAUAUGGAAGUCCUGAGCCCACCUCAAAUCCCAGUGAUGCCUUUUCUACUUCCAGUAGUUUUGGCCAAACCACCAUGUUCUUUCCAGUGGCUUCCACAGUCUCCUCGACCCUCUCUGAUUCAUCAAAUCCUACAUUUUCACCAGACACCCCCCAUACCACUGACAAGGAAAGUCCUUCAUCCUCUCUGGGUCCAGGUCCAUCACCCACCAGCACUCAGGUCUCUGGACAAACAGCCACACCUUUCACUAAAGAGACAGCUGCCUACACACACAUUUCAGAUUUAUCAACAACACCGGCUUCUGGUGAAACGUCCUACACCCAGGAUGAUGAAGGGACCACGUCCCGUUCGACUCCUGGCCUGCUGUCUUCCAACCCUGGGAUUUCAGGACAGACAAACACAGGCCUGACCGAGGGGCCUUCUGUCUAUACAGACACACCUAAUGGGUCCAAACCUACCAGUACCUCGGACAGCACAGUUACCAAGGAGGAUGGAAGUUCUGCUUCCACAUCUGGGCCUGCUGAAUCAUUUACCACUUCUGGUGUUGAUCCACACACAGGCACAACUUUACCUCCAAGAUCCCCUCCUUACAGCACCACCUCAGAGGUGUCUGCACCCACAGUUUCGACUCACUUUUCCUACGGCAUGGAUGAGGCAAGUGCUACUUCUCAGUCAAGUCCUAGUGAUUUAUUUACCACCAGUGUGCUCUCUGAACAAUCAGCCAGGACUCUCACAGAGAAGCCAACUGUCCACACCAUUUCUGAUUCAUCUGAAUCAACAGCUUCUUCCUACAGCCUCAGAACCCCAGACCUUGGUAGUUCUGCAGCACCCUCGAGUCCUGGAGAAUUCUCUUCCAGCCCAGUUGGCUCACGACUGACUGCAUCUACAGUCACCCAGCCACCCACAGAGCACAGCACCGUGUCUGAUUCUUCUCAACUUCCGGACUCAUCAGCAACCACUUAUACCAAGGAUGAAGAAAGUCGUGUGUCUACAUCAGGUCCCACUGAAUCUUUAACCACAGGGUCUUCCUAUAGUACAGGUUCUUCAACUCCGUCAGACCAUGAAGGAUUUCCCACCGCUUCCCUGACCACUGAACACAGCGCUACAACUUUUACUGGAUUGCCCUCUGUCUUUACAACUACGCCUGAUUUGUCUGAAACGGCCGUUUCAUCUGACACCUUCUAUACCAGGGAUGAUGGAAGUGCAAUGUCCCCUUCCAAUUCUGGCCAUCUGUCUAGCACCCUCUCUGCCUCAGCACACAAAACCACAGGCCUCGUGAAAGGAUCCAGCAUGGUUACAGGUACCACUCAUUCGUCAGAACCUACAGUUAUCUCAGAAAGCACUGUUACCAAAGAGGAUGGGCUUUCUGCUUCCACAUCAAAAACCACUGAAUCCUUUACUACAAAGGAUUAUCACCAACAAACAACCACAUCCUUUGCUGGGGGAUCCACUUUCUACCCUCCCUCAGAGCUGUCCACACCAACAUUUUCAACAACUCACACCUCCUACAGCACAGAUAAUGCAAGUCCUGCCUCCGAAUCCAGCAUCAGUGAGCUCUCUACCCUCACUGUGGUCACUGAACGAACAGACCCAACUCUCACAGGUGACACAACCGUCCACACCUCUGUGUCAGAUUCAUCUGAGACCACAGUAUCACCUGAGGUUUCUCAUGUCACAGGCGCUGGGAGUGCUGUAGCUCCAUGGAGUCCUGGAGAGGCAUCCAUCAGCCCAGCUGUCUCAGGACCAACCGCCACUGGCGUCACCCAGAUAUCCACAGACCACAGCACCAUCUCUGAUUCCUCUAAACCCACGGACUCAUCUGUAACCACCUUUACCAGAGAAUAUGGAAGUCCUGAGCCCACCUCAAAUCCCAGUGAUGCCUUUUCUACUUCCAGUAGUUUUGGCCAAACCACCAUGUUCUUUCCAGUGGCUUCCACAGUCUCCUCGACCCUCUCUGAUUCAUCAAAUCCUACAUUUUCACCAGACACCCCCCAUACCACUGACAAGGAAAGUCCUUCAUCCUCUCUGGGUCCAGGUCCAUCACCCACCAGCACUCAGGUCUCUGGACAAACAGCCACACCUUUCACUAAAGAGACAGCUGCCUACACACACAUUUCAGAUUUAUCAACAACACCGGCUUCUGGUGAAACGUCCUACACCCAGGAUGAUGAAGGGACCACGUCCCGUUCGACUCCUGGCCUGCUGUCUUCCAACCCUGGGAUUUCAGGACAGACAAACACAGGCCUGACCGAGGGGCCUUCUGUCUAUACAGACACACCUAAUGGGUCCAAACCUACCAGUACCUCGGACAGCACAGUUACCAAGGAGGAUGGAAGUUCUGCUUCCACAUCUGGGCCUGCUGAAUCAUUUACCACUUCUGGUGUUGAUCCACACACAGGCACAACUUUACCUCCAAGAUCCCCUCCUUACAGCACCACCUCAGAGGUGUCUGCACCCACAGUUUCGACUCACUUUUCCUACGGCAUGGAUGAGGCAAGUGCUACUUCUCAGUCAAGUCCUAGUGAUUUAUUUACCACCAGUGUGCUCUCUGAACAAUCAGCCAGGACUCUCACAGAGAAGCCAACUGUCCACACCAUUUCUGAUUCAUCUGAAUCAACAGCUUCUUCCUACAGCCUCAGAACCCCAGACCUUGGUAGUUCUGCAGCACCCUCGAGUCCUGGAGAAUUCUCUUCCAGCCCAGUUGGCUCACGACUGACUGCAUCUACAGUCACCCAGCCACCCACAGAGCACAGCACCGUGUCUGAUUCUUCUCAACUUCCGGACUCAUCAGCAACCACUUAUACCAAGGAUGAUGAAAGUCGUGUGUCUACAUCAGGUCCCACUGAAUCUUUAACCACAUCUCCUGGUUCUGGACCAUCAGCCUCACCCACAGCUAUGGAGUCUACUUUCUCCACAAGCAUCUCAGAGUCGUCAAAAUACACAGUGUCUUCCUAUAGUACAGAUUCUUCAACUCCAUCAGACCAUGAAGGAUUUCCCACCGCUUCCCUGACCACUGGACACAGAGCUACAACUUUUACUGGAUUGCCCUCUGUCUUUACAACUACGCCUGAUUUGUCCAAAAUGACCAUUUCUUCUGAAACAUCUUACACCAGUGGUGAUGGAAGUGCUGUGUCCCCUUCCAGUCCUGCCCAGCCUUCUAGCAUACUCUCUGCUUCAGCACAGACAACCACAGGCCUCAUGGAGGGAUCCAGCAUGUAUACAGGCACCCCUCAUUCAUCAAAAUCUACAGUUAUCUCAGAUAGCACUGUUAGCAAGGAGGAUGGACUUUCUGCUUCCACAUCAAGAACUGCUGAAUCCUUUACUACAAAUGCUGAUCAUGGACAAAUAACAACAUCCUUUGUUAUGGGGUCUGCUUUCUCCACCUCCCCCUCAGAGCUAUCCGCAACAAUAGUUUCCACCCACUCUUCCUAUCUCACAGAUUCCAUUAUACCCACAGAUCCAUUAACAACCAUAUUUACCAAGGAUGAUGGAAGUACUAGAUCAACACUGAGCUCUAGUGAAUUGUUUACCAGUUCUCAAAGUGAUGUACAAACAACAGUGUCUUUUACUAUGGAAUCUGCCGUCUCCACAACUGUCUCCAAUAUGUCACAUCCUACCGUUUCCCUCAGUACCUUCUUGACUACUGGCAAGGGAAGUUCUUCAUCUCCUUUUGGUCCUAGUGUAUCCUCUACAUCCAGUCAGUCAUCUGGACCAACAGCCACAACAGUCUCCUUUACAGAAGAGAGAACUCUCUACACAAACAUUACUGAUAUGUCCACACCAACCAUUUCCUCCGAGACUACCUCUGUCCACGAUGAAGGAAGUUCUACAUCCUCCUCAAGUUCUAACAUAUCGUCUACCACCCCCACUGUCUCAGCUGAGACAACCACAGGCAUCACAGUGAAAUCCACUCUCUCUACAGGCACCCCCAAUUUAUCCAAAUCUACAGAUACUUUGGAGACUGUUGUUACCAAAGACAAUGGUAUUUCUUUUUCCUCAUUAAAUGUCAUUGAAUCCUCUACGACUUCUGGUGGUGAUGCACACUCAAGCACAUCUUUUCCUCAAGGAUCCACCUUCUAUACAAUCACCUCAGAGCUGCCCACACCAUUAUUUUCUACCCAUCAUUCUUACAGCACAGACAAUGCAAGUCCUGCUUCUCCAUCAAUCCCCAGUGAACUCUCUACUCCCACUUGGAUCUCUGAACAAAGUACUACAACUCUCACAGAGGAGCCAACAAUCCAUGCCACCAUUUCAGAAUCAUCUGAAUCAACAGUUUCUUUCUACAGCCCCCAUCCCACAGGCACUAGGAGUUCUGCUACCCCAUGGAGCCUUGGAGAGGCAUCUACUAAUCCAGCUGUCUCAGGAACAACUGCCAGUACGGUCCCCUUGAAAUCCACAGGGCAUAGCACAAUCUUUGAUUUUUCUCAACCCACAGACCCAUCUGCAACCACUUUCAGCAAAGAGGAUAGAAGUUCUAUGUCCACAUCUAUCCCCGGCAAAUCUUUUACCACCUCUGGUGGUGAUGGACAAACAACUUUUCCUCCAGGAUCCACAUUCUAUACAAUAACCUCAAAGGUGUUGACACCAACAUUUUCUUCCCACUCUUCCUAUAGCACAGACAAAGCAAGUUCUGCUUCCCCAUCAAGCCCCAGUGACCUCUCUAACCAGACUGUACUCUCUGAACAAACCACCAUGACUCUUACAGAGGAGUCAACUGUCUACACCAGUGCUUCUGAUUUGUCCCAAUCUACUGUUUCCUCUGAAACCUCUUUUACCAGAUUUGAAGGAAGUUCCUCUUCAGGUCCUGGCCAGCUCUCUACCACCUCUGGUGUCUCACAAGAGACAUCCUCAAGCCUAAGUGAUGGGUCUACUGUCUAUACAGACACCCCUGAUUUGUCCAAAACUACAGUAACCUCAGACACCACCCUUUCUAAAGAGAACAUAAGUUCUGCUGCUACUUCAAAUUCAGGCGAAACUUUUCUCACUACAGGUGGAUAUCAAGAAACACCCACAUCCUUUACUAUGGAAUCAACUGUCUCCACAAUCCUCUCAGAUUUAUCAAAUCCAACAGUUCCACAUGGUACCGUCAAUACUACUGAGAAUGCAAGUUCUUCUUCCCCAUCUGGUCCUGGUGAAUUAAUUUCCAGUACUCUAGUCUCUGGGCAAACACCCACAUCCCUUCCUGAAGCAUCCACUGUCCACACAACCAUGACUGAUUUGUCUUACUCCACUGGUUCAGUGGUUACCUCCUCCACCAAUGUCAAUGGAAGUUUUACUUCCACAUCAAGCCCCGGUGAAUUAUCCACUACCACCUUGGUCUCUGGACAAACAACCACACUUUUCACAGAAAAGCCAACCAUCUACACCAUUUCUGAUUUGUUCAGUUCUACAGUUUCUGUUGACACCUCCUCUACCACUCCUAGUGGGGGUCCUGCACCCUCAUCAGGUUCUGGCUUGUUGUCCUCCACUACCAUCACAACCAUCACUGAGGAAUCGAGUGUCUUCACCACUACCACUUAUUCCUCUAAUACAAUGGAUUCAUCUGAUGCCCCCAAUACCACUGAAGACCUUAGUGCAUUAUCUUCAUCAAGGCCCAUCCAUUCCUUUUCACCCCCAGUCUCUGGACAAAUGCUCACCACUUUGGGUGAGAAUUUCACUCUUUUCAUCACCAGCAGUGAUUCUGCCAAACCAACGAUUUCUACUUCAAUCCCCUCUUCCACAGACAGCCCUAGUCCUGCAUCCCCAUCAGCUCUCACUUUCUCUUCUACAACUAGAGACAUCUCCAGACCAACAGCCACCACCCUCAGAGGAGGAUCUACUAUUUUCCAAAGCAGCACAGGGUCACCAAACACAACAAUAUCAUCUGACAGCUCCCAAACCACUACCUCUCAUGCUUCUUCUUUAGCCUCAGCUCUUCCUAGCUUGUCCUCAAGGCCAGUCUCUGACUCUUCCUCAGCCGUUACAGCUUCCUCUGGUUUUUCUCCUCCUCUGUCCUCCACUUCACAUGGCUCUACCUAUGCUCCAGUCCUUGGGUUCAGUACGUCUUCAACUCUCCAUCCCCUGUUCACUAGCAACCAUACAACUGUGAUGACGACCCAGUCUUCAGCUAUGACACCAAGUAAGUCUUUUUGUAUGUCACUCUGUGAACCUCUCCUGUCCAUCUUCUCUCAUCAACUAAUCAGUUUUGACCUCGUUGUGUACAAUGCCUAA
Molecule: messenger RNA, 6681 nt
Organism: Neofelis nebulosa (Clouded leopard)
Lineage: Eukaryota; Metazoa; Chordata; Mammalia; Carnivora; Felidae
Product: mucin-2-like
Exons: 2
Coding region: 547-6681 (2044 amino acids)
Source: RefSeq, a predicted model, not a curated record